AUGGACUUCAUUCCAGAUCGCCUGCUCCUGGGCAUCCGAGAUGCAAAAAGCGCAGUGCCCAACCUCGCGAAUGGACACAACCCGACAACCACCUCGGGCGGCGUGAACAACCCAAAGAUGACCCAUGCUCUGGGCAAGUUGGCUCAGGCAGGAGUCGCCGACGAUGUCGUCAGCUCAGUCCUCGGCAUGCCCUCUACCACGACUACCAUUUACGCGGAAAAGAUCACACAUGCAGCUGAAAAACUUAGCAACGCCGGAUUGGGUUCUUCCGUCACCAGUCCUUCCCCGUCACCAUCAUCAUCAUCCCACAGCAGCGGUCUUGCCACAAAAUACAUCGUUGUAAUUGCUGUUGUUGCCGCCGUCGUCCUGCUUGUCCUUUUGACUGGCGGAUGCCUGUGCUGGAGAAGGUACAAGAGAAGAAGAGCAUAUAAUGUGGUGAGCAAGGGUGCAGACACGAAGGGCAAAGGUGUUAUGCGGGAGAAGGAAGAUAUGUUUAAUGCCGACAUGGGAGAGUCAGAGAGUUUCAAUGUCGAUGGCCAAAAGCUUACAGAACGCAACUUCGAGAGCGGAUAUGACAAGGUCGAUACUGGUUACGAGGGCACGGGCUAUGGAGCAGUUGAAGAACAUGGCGGCGACAAGAGGGCGAGGCUUGAGGCUUGA
Molecule: messenger RNA, 660 nt
Organism: Cladophialophora bantiana CBS 173.52
Lineage: Eukaryota; Fungi; Ascomycota; Eurotiomycetes; Chaetothyriales; Herpotrichiellaceae
Exons: 1
Coding region: 1-660 (219 amino acids)
Source: RefSeq, a predicted model, not a curated record